CCCCUGUACGUCCAAGUUGCUGCUCACUCAACUUGGUCUACACCAACCCCACAAAUCCCAUAAAAACAAACACUUUUCCAACUGUGAACUCAACCCAUCAAACACACUCAAGAUGCGCUUCCACCCACUUCACAUUACACUCUUCUUGUGCACCUUGACAGUCGGACUCCCCCUCGACAAUGCUCCUCGCGCGCCUCAAAUUCUCCCUCGAGCGAAAACCUACGCAAUCGUCAAUGUCGACGGAGGUUCUUCUACCACAGCUCCCCCACCUGCUCCACCAUCAUCACAACCUACUACUAUCAUCGACGACAAAACCAAAACAGAAACGAUAGAACCCCCAAAGCCAACAACAAACAAGCCUUCAGCAACAGCGUCUUCGCCAUCGAUAACUUCGACCAGCUCGAAGGUGCCGGAACCUCAGACCGUUACUGCCACGGCUGCGCCCAGUGUCGUUACGGUCAUUAUCACAGAGACGUCGAGUCCGACUGCGUAUUAUGAUGAUGGGCAGUGGCAUACGAGUUAUGCUAUUAAGACGUGGGCUGCUCUGAGUACGCAGUCAAGUCUGCCUACCGAUGUGGUGUCUUGGUAG
Molecule: messenger RNA, 589 nt
Organism: Periconia digitata
Lineage: Eukaryota; Fungi; Ascomycota; Dothideomycetes; Pleosporales; Periconiaceae
Source: the annotation of a GenBank genome assembly